AUGAACAUAACAAGAAAUACAAAAAGAGAAAGACUUUUAGAACAAUUAGAAUUUGCCCAAGAUCUUCAAUCCGAAAAUCACAAUACUAAAUCAGAGAUUACAAUUCUUCAAGAUAAAUUCAGUAAAGAAUCCUUCAACAUUGGCCAUGAUACUCCAGUUGGUGUAUCAAAAGUUUCACCGAGUUCUCGUACUGAUAGGGGGGAUCCAUCAGCAUAG
Dictyostelium purpureum is the source of this 216-nucleotide messenger RNA. RefSeq lists its product as uncharacterized. The coding region runs from base 1 to 216 and encodes 71 amino acids. The transcript is spliced from 2 exons. Lineage: Eukaryota; Evosea; Eumycetozoa; Dictyosteliales; Dictyosteliaceae. The record is from RefSeq and is a predicted model, not a curated record.